AUGACAACCUGCAUAAAUGUACCAACACCGAAGCUUUCUUCAGAAUCAGUAGAGAAGCUUGUGUUAGUUCACCAGAUGUCCUCAGACACUGGUAACUCUUCGGAGAUGAAUACAACAGAUUGGAACAGGUUAAAGAAUAUUUUAACUAACCGUUAA
Messenger RNA from Funneliformis caledonium, 156 nucleotides. The record is from the annotation of a GenBank genome assembly. NCBI's taxonomy places the organism in Eukaryota, Fungi, Glomeromycota, Glomeromycetes, Glomerales, Glomeraceae.